AUGACUGAGCCUCACCCUCGCGAGCUGACUGAAGACGACUACGCUGGAGCGCUUGACUCGCUCACGCAUGGGCCAGACGAGGAGCCAAAGGAGCUCGACAUCCACACGCCGGCGGAGCACGGAGUGAAGCACAAGUGGCUGCAACGCUUCGUCCCCGGCCUCGAGAAGAUUGCGUCCGAGUACCAUGUCGGAAACUACGUCAUGACGAGGGGCGACAACCCGGUCAAGGUGUGGGAGAGCAUGCCGAUCUAUGUGCGCGUUGGUAUGCAGCUGCUGUACCACGGCAGGGAGCAGGAGAAGGUGCUCGGAUACUCAAAGGUCGAUGCGCUUCUCAAGGAGCAAAGCAUCAAGCAAGGUCGCGCCUUUGACUCGCCGACGAACGCCCUCUCGCAUAUCCAGUCCUUCAUCAAGACCUACUCGAUCAACCUCUCCGAGCUCCUCGAACCCGAUCCCGCCAAGUACGACACGUUCAACAAGUUCUUCUACCGGGCUCUGAAGGCGGGCGCGAGGCCUGUCCACGAGCCGGAAAACCCCAAGGUCGUCAGCAGCGCGGCGGAUUGCAGGUUGACGGUCUUCGAGUCGGUCGACAAGGCCAAGGAGUUCUGGAUCAAGGGCCGCAACUUUACCCUCCCCGCCCUCGUCGACGACCCCGCCCUCGCCUCGCAAUUCGAAAACGGCCCCCUCGCCGUCUUCCGCCUCGCGCCAGCCGACUACCACCGCUACCACAGCCCCGUCAAGGGCAGGGUCGGCGCAUCGAAGGCGAUCGACGGGACAUACUUUACUGUCAACCCUGUCUGCGUGAACGAGGACAUCGACGUAUUUACCCGCAACAAGCGAGACGUCACCCUCAUCCACGCCGACACGGGCACGGGACAGUCGCUCCCCGUCGCUUUCGUGCAGGUUGGCGCGAUGCUUGUCGGCUCGAUCGUGCGGACUGCGGACGAGGGCAAGGAGGUUGAACGCGGAGGCGAGGUCGGCUACUUUGCCUACGGCGGCUCGACCAUCAUCGCCGCCUUCCCGCCCGGAUCCGUCGCUUGGGACGCCGACCUCGUCCGCAACUCGUCAAACAAGAUGGAGACGAUUGUCCGCGUCGGCGAGCGCAUCGGGGCGUUCGUCUGA
Messenger RNA from Rhodotorula toruloides NP11, 1119 nucleotides. RefSeq names its product phosphatidylserine decarboxylase. The transcript has 11 exons. The coding region runs from base 1 to 1119 and encodes 372 amino acids. Gene Ontology annotation, biological process: phospholipid biosynthetic process. Gene Ontology annotation, molecular function: phosphatidylserine decarboxylase activity. NCBI's taxonomy places the organism in Eukaryota, Fungi, Basidiomycota, Microbotryomycetes, Sporidiobolales, Sporidiobolaceae. The record is from RefSeq and is a predicted model, not a curated record.